Messenger RNA from Pteropus alecto (black flying fox), 2516 nucleotides. It is a transcript of the gene CNP, whose product is annotated as 2',3'-cyclic nucleotide 3' phosphodiesterase. The transcript has 4 exons. The record is from RefSeq and is a predicted model, not a curated record. Gene Ontology annotation, cellular component: cytoplasm; membrane. Gene Ontology annotation, molecular function: 2',3'-cyclic-nucleotide 3'-phosphodiesterase activity. Bases 191 to 1450 code for a protein of 419 amino acids. Gene Ontology annotation, biological process: cyclic nucleotide catabolic process. NCBI's taxonomy places the organism in Eukaryota, Metazoa, Chordata, Mammalia, Chiroptera, Pteropodidae.
GCCGCGGCCCGCCUCGGCCCGCCCCAUCCCGCUCCGGCCUGUACGCGCUCCACCCCCGGUAAAGGGUCGGGCUAUGUAAAGGGGCCCGGGGAGGGGUCGCGUCUUCGCUAGUCUCCGUGUCCCUCCGCGCAGGCGGGCGGCCCCGGAGAGCUAGUGCCUACGAAGACGACCGCGGCGCCCCUUCCCCAUCAUGAAUAGAGGCUUCUCUCGAAAGAGCCACACGUUCCUGCCUAAGAUUUUCUUCCGCAAGAUGUCAUCCUCAGAGGCCAAGGACAAGCCUGAGCUGCAGUUUCCCUUCCUGCAGGACGAGGAGACGGUGGGCACGCUACAAGAAUGCAAGACGCUCGUCAUUUUGCGCGGCCUGCCAGGGAGCGGCAAGUCCACUCUGGCACGGGCCAUCACGGACAGGUACCGUGACAGCACCAAGAUGGUGUCUGCCGAUGCUUACAAGAUUACCCCUGCUCGAGGAGGCUUCCCCAAGGAGUACAAGCUGCUGGACAAGGAACUGGCUGACUGCUGCCGCCGGGACAUCCGAGUCCUUGUGCUGGAUGACACCAACCAUGAGCGGGAGCGGCUGGAGCAGCUCUUUGAAAUGGCUGACCAGUACCAGUACCAGGUGGUGCUGGUGGAGCCCAAGACAGCAUGGCGGCUGGACUGUGCCCAGCUCAAGGAGAAGAGCCAGUGGCAGCUGUCGGUCGAUGAGCUAAAGAAGCUGAAGCCUGGGCUGGAGAAGGACUUCCUGCCACUCUACUUUGGCUGGUUCCUGACUAAGAAGAGUUCUGACAGCCUCCGCAAAGCCGGCCAGACCUUCCUGGAUGAGCUGGGGAACCACAAGGCCUUCAAGAAGGAGCUGCGACACUUUAUCUCUGGGGAUGAGCCCAGGGAGAAGAUUGACCUUGUUACCUACUUUGGGAAGAGACCCCCGGGCGUGCUGCACUGCACAACCAAGUUCUGUGACUACGGGAAGGCCACCGGGGCAGAUGAGUACGCCCAGCAGGAUGUGGUAAAGAAGUCUUACUGCAAGGCCUUCACGCUGACCAUUUGUGCCCUCUUUGUGACGCCCAAGACGACAGGAGCCCAGGUGGAGCUGAGUGAGCAGGAGCUGCUGCUGUGGCCAAAUGACGUGGACAAGCUGUCUCUCUCUGACAGCCUGCCCCGGGGAAGCCGCGCUCACAUCACCCUAGGCUGCGCAGGUGACGUGGAGGCUGUGCAGACAGGCAUUGACCUCCUGGAGAUUGUGCGGCAGGAGAAGGGGGGCAGCAGAGGUGAGGAGGUGGGUGAGCUAACCCGAGGCAAGCUCUUCUCCAUGGGCAAUGGGCGCUGGAUGCUGAACCUGGCCAAGAAGCUGAAGGUCAGGGCCAUCUUCACAGGCUACUACGGGAAGGGCAUACUUGUGCCCACACACGGCAGCCGCAAGGGGGGUGUCUUUCAGUCUUGCACCAUCAACUGAGUGUUCUCACCACCCCGUGCCCCUCGCUCUUUAGAAGGGAUGGGGGGAGGAGAAAACACGCCCUCUGCUUGAUCUUUGUUUUAAGAUUCUUUUUUUUUACUCAAAAUUAACCUUCCUAUAACUUUUUAAAAACUUGUAAAAUAACUGCCUCUCUUUUCCUGCCAGCCCCCUUUCCCUCUAACACUCAAGUUUUCAACAAGGUGGGUAGGCAGGUGCCAUUCAGGAACCCAGCCUGAUGAGGCUGGGUGACCUGGGCCUGGAGCUGCAGCCACAACCCCGAGCCCUACUUUCAGUUACUGGUGCCCCCAGCGCAAGUCUAAGUCCACUGCCCUGCCCAGAGCUGGCCGUUGGGAGAGACACCUCAGAGCUACACACUGCCCAUGGGGGUGGUCACCAUGGCCACGGAACACUGGUGGUGGAUGUGAGGGGGAGGGUCCUUGGGCCUUGAUCCCAUUUCUUAAUCAGUGUAGCCCCAGAAAAGCUGGGGCUGUUUACCAGGGUAGAAAAAGAUUUGUCUCCUACUUUGGGUCCUAAGUACCUGUCCCCUUCUUCACACUGUAACUAGGUAACAGUUUGAUAACUAGGGAAGAAAACAGAACAGUAAGCGGCAGCCACACAUCUCGGGCUGGCUGCUGGCCUCACCCCAGGAAGGAAAUGGGAUGGCCACCCUUUCCAGUGGUGUGACUCUGCCAUGUGGAUGGGAGACUGAGGCCAGUGACAGUGCCUCAGUGGGGAAGCUCCAGUCUUGCAGUCUGCCCAGCCCAUCCGGCCUCCUUGGUGCCUCUGGAGGCCUGUGUGCCUCCUCUAAAGGGGGCUGGUGGGUACUAAGAGCCAGUGGAGUAGACUCCUGGCUGUUAAGGGCUAAGCCCCACCAGGUACCUCUGGGAAGGGGUUUUUAAUACAGCAAAUUGGGUUGUGGUUCCCUCCACUGUCCUCUGCUCAGUAACAGGGCCUUGCUAAUUAGGUUGUCACUCAACAAAAGUGCUUGGGAUCUGAGUUACUAUCCUGGCUUUGCCCAACCUCAGAAACUUGUAAGACUGAUAAUGAAAUAAAUCAUGUUAACCUA